GGGAGGGCCCGGGGAGGGGUCAAGCUUGGGAAGAAGGCGGGUUUCUGUGCCCUGUGCGCGCCUGCGUGUGUGCAAGUGUGCGUGUGUGAGUGAGUGUGCCCCGAAGUUGCCAGGCGCGCAGGAGGAAGUAGUGAGCCCCCGGGAGUUUGGGCUCGGGGCUCCCGCCGCGCCCGGGGCGGGCCCCCCAGCCCCUCCUAGCAGCCGCACAAACUUUUCAGGCCGCGGAGCGGACUUUGGGCAGCCGCGGCGCGCGCGCGCGAGGGGGGGGCGCGCGCCGCUGACCAUGAAGGUGCGCUUGGCUGCCAGGUGGGCUUGGCUCAGCAGGGGCUGCCUGCUGCUGGGCGCCCUCGUAGUGGCCUAUGCGGUCGUGGAGCUGUCCGUGGCCUCGCUGCGCGCCCCCUCGGGAGACGGCUUCACCUCCGGCAGGUGGGAGAGAGGUUUACCUGGCGUCGGGGAGAAAGCGCAGGACCUGGCCCAGCCCCUGUACGCCAAGCCCCCGCCGGACCCCGGGGCGCUGGGCGAGUGGGGAGAGGCGAGCCACCUCCAGCUGCAGGGGGAGGAGGAGAAGCAGGCGGAAGAGCUCAUCGAAAGGUAUGCCAUCAACAUCUACCUGAGUGACAAGAUCUCCCUGCACCGGCACAUCCGGGACGAUCGCAUGUAUGAGUGCCGGCUCAAGACCUAUGACUACCGCCGGCUGCCCACCACCUCGGUCAUCAUCGCCUUCUACAACGAAGCCUGGUCCACUCUGCUGCGCACCAUCCACAGCGUCCUGGAGACCUCCCCUGCGGUCCUCCUGAAGGAGAUUAUCCUGGUGGACGACUUGAGUGAUAAAGUGUAUUUGAAGGCUCAGCUGGAAACCUACCUCAGCAAACUGCAGAGGGUUCGGCUGAUCAGGACCAAGAAGCGGGAGGGGCUGGUCAGAGCCCGCCUCAUCGGAGCCACUUUUGCCACUGGGGAAGUGCUCACGUUCCUCGAUUGUCACUGUGAGUGUAACUCGGGGUGGUUGGAACCGCUGUUGGAAAGGAUCAGUCAAGACGAAUCCGUGAUCAUUUGUCCUGUGAUAGACACCAUUGAUUGGAAUACGUUUGACUUUUACAUGCAGGAAGGGGAGCCUGUAAUCGGGGGCUUUGAUUGGCACUUAACCUUCCAGUGGCAGGCAGUCCCCGAGCAUGAAAGGAGAAGGUGGAAAUCCAGGAUUGACCCCAUCAGAUCCCCGGUUAUGGCUGGAGGGCUCUUUGCUGUCAGUAAAAAGUAUUUUGAGUACUUGGGCACUUAUGACACGGGGAUGGAAGUAUGGGGCGGUGAGAAUUUGGAGUUGUCAUUCCGGGUAUGGCAGUGUGGGGGGGCCCUGGAGAUUCACCCCUGCUCCCACGUAGGGCACGUCUUCCCCAAGCGAGCCCCCUACGCCAGGCCCAAUUUUCGGCAGAACACAGUCCGGGCAGCUGAGGUGUGGAUGGAUGAAUAUAAAGAGCACUUCUAUAAUCGCAACCCCUUAGCUAGGAAGGAGAAUUAUGGGGACGUGUCUGAAAGAAAGUUAUUGAGAAGACGGUUGAAUUGCAAGAGUUUUGACUGGUAUUUGAAAACCGUAUUUCCUGCAUUGCGCGUGCCAGAGGAUCGCCCUGGCUGGCACGGGGCUCUUCGCAGUGUGGGAAUCUCUUCGGAAUGUCUCGAUUACAAAUCUCCAGACCGUGAUCCCACAGGAGCUCAUGUGUCUCUGUUUGGAUGCCAUGGACAAGGAGGCAAUCAGUUUUUCGAAUAUACCUUAAAGAAAGAGUUGCGCUUUAGUGUCCAGACAGAAUUAUGUGUCACGGUCCCCAAGCAAAAAAAUUAUGUUGGAAUGCAGUACUGCCCCAAGCAAGGCUCCCCUGUUCCAGAGGAAAUCAUAUGGCAUUUUAAAGAAGAUGGAACAAUUUAUCAUCCCCAGUCUGGCAUGUGCGUGAGUGCCUACCGUACAUCCCAGGGGCGUCCUGAUGUAGAAAUGAGAACUUGUAACGCCAUUGAUAAAAAUCAGAUUUGGAGGUUUGAGAAGUAGAAUGGACACGUGCCCAGUUGUCUUUGUGAUUUGUGGUAUCCUGAAGGACUAGGAGGCAACCUCUCUAAAGAUUGUAUUUUGUUAAAAAAAAAAAUUAUUUGAAUAUUGACUGAGAUCAUUCCAGAAAGGCUGUCUCAUUAUCUUGUCUGAUACACUGAAACUGGUGGGGGGCCCAAAACCACUUUUCAUAUUCCUAGAUGCCUUAUGGACCGAAUUCAACUCGACCCCUCUUUCCCUCCUCUUUGGAGGAAUUCUUUGUAUGGUGAGAACUCCAGAGGCUUUAAGUUCCAGACUUAGAAUUCAAGAAAUCAAAAAUCAGCAGCAUGAGAUGUAGCUAAUAAAUCACUGACAUUUGGAGAUUACGUGCAGGGUGAUUACAUUAAAACUAUCCUGGUUAAAUGUAAGUUUUUUAUUUCAUCCCCCAAUUUGAGUUCUAGAAUUGGGUGGUUGUUAGAAGAAAAAAAAAAAAACAAACCCAGGUGGAAGAGGGCAUCAUUAGCCUUUGUUUGAAUGUUUAACCACAGCUCUAGAGAAUUUGGAUAAUUAGGUUUGGGGAUUAUGCAAUUUAAUGCUUAGACUUCUCAAGAAAUAGAAAGUUGUCUGGAUGAAAUGGAGAGGUGGCUACUGUUUUUCUUGAGUCACCACCACAUUUGCCAGAUGCCUAUUGGUACAACUCCUUCCGAACUGAUAAGAAAUCCUGGUGAAUUCCUUUAUACACAUAUACACAUGCUCAUUCUCUUGAUGCAAUUUUUUUAUUUCAUAAAUAGAAGAGAGCCAAGGGGGUUGUUCCUCCUCCCCUUUUUUUGUUAAUGUUUAAUCAUUUAAAGUAAACACAGUGGAGAUGUUCCUGAACCUAAGACCAACCGUAUUUACAUCACUGUGUGAAUUUGAAAGUAAAUAGAGUUUGACCACAUUAUCUGUAGCACAUUAUCUGUGCCUUAUGGAUCGCCAUUAGAAAAAUGAAAUUUCUCAGCAUUGUAGUCUUCAAAUAAUUUUCCAUCUUUCCCGGCUUAUCAUAUGUAAAUGUUGCUGAGCGACAUACCUUUCUCAUCUGUGGAGCUUGAAAAGGGUUGGUUUGGGUUUUGAAUUUUAAAGGAGCUGAGCUCAAUUAAACUUCUAUGUUUUGGUUGGGGAAUAAAUGUUAGCUGUAGUUAGCUGGCCACUGUGUUUAUGUGGUUUUUGAUAACUGUUAAAUAAAGUUGUUGGGGUUUUUUUUUUCAUUUUUAAAGUAAUAUUUUGGAUGAAGAACGAGAAAUGUUUCCCAAACUAAAUUAUUUGAGAAGCAAUGUAGCAUUGAAAAUGAUAUUUUCAGUAUUAAAAAAAAACCUUGGUCUAUUUUAAUUUGUCUUGUUUCUCUCUAUGAGACUAUAACUGGGGUGAAAAUGACGGUUUUUAAUUUAUAAAGAACCAAUGUUAGUUUUUAAACUUGAGGCUUACAGUUCCCUUUUUAAAAAAAAAAGGGGGGGGAGUAUGGACUCCUUUAAGGGAUACCGCCAUCUAUCCCAUACAUCUGCCUUUAGGACAUUAUUUUGCUUGUAAUACUUCCAACCUUUAGGGGUACAGUGACAUCAGAAGUGAAACCAAUAUCUUCAGUUCCUAAAUUGCCGUGACGUUUUACUUGGCCACUUUUCUGUUAACUUGCUGUUCUAGUCAAAGAGAGGCCUUUUUAGGAAGCCUCUAGAUAUGAAACACAGGAGUAACAUUGUAAAAAGAAGCUUUUUAGGAUCCAUGAUGCUGAUCUUGCCUCCCUGAUUAUAUGCCAACAGUAAAGAACUCAGAGCAGAAAAGCCAGGAUCAGUCAGUCAAUCAACAGUCUUUGUCUUGAGUUGCUGUUUUGAAUAAUUGUAAAAGUUGUUGAGGUGUUUUAGUCUCGUAAAAAGUGAACAAAUGACUCUCUGUGAUCAGUUAGAAUAUGGACCCAUUUUUCUUCUAACGGUUUUAAAAGUGGUGUUGGAGGAACAUGAA
Dromiciops gliroides (monito del monte) is the source of this 3997-nucleotide messenger RNA. It is a transcript of the gene GALNT4, whose product is annotated as polypeptide N-acetylgalactosaminyltransferase 4. The transcript has a single exon. The coding region runs from base 284 to 2032 and encodes 582 amino acids. NCBI's taxonomy places the organism in Eukaryota, Metazoa, Chordata, Mammalia, Microbiotheria, Microbiotheriidae. Gene Ontology annotation, cellular component: Golgi apparatus. The record is from RefSeq and is a predicted model, not a curated record.